AUGUCCUGGUACCAAAAAUCAUUCACUCUCCCUCCCCGCUCGCGCGGCUCCUACCUAAUCACCGACACCAUCCUCUCCGAACUCCCCGAGCUACGCAACUACAAAGUCGGCAUGCUGAACCUCUUCAUCCAACAUACGAGCUGCGCACUUUCACUAAACGAAAACUGGGAUGAAGAUGUCCGCGAAGAUAUGAGUGAUGCACUGGAUCGAAUUGCGCCGAUGGAUCGAAAGGGGAAUCUCUACAGGCAUUCAGCCGAGGGGGAGGAUGAUAUGCCGGCUCAUAUCAAAUCCGCCCUCAUUGGAGCUUCUGUGAACAUCCCUAUUUCCAAUGGUCGUCUUGCUACCGGGACCUGGCAGGGAAUCUGGUAUUUGGAGUUCCGGGCAAGUCGGCACACGAGGAAAGUUGUUGCGACGAUUCAGGGUGAGAAGGCGUGA
Molecule: messenger RNA, 435 nt
Organism: Aspergillus ochraceoroseus IBT 24754
Lineage: Eukaryota; Fungi; Ascomycota; Eurotiomycetes; Eurotiales; Aspergillaceae
Product: YjbQ family protein
Exons: 2
Coding region: 1-435 (144 amino acids)
Source: RefSeq, a predicted model, not a curated record